AUGGAACGAGCUUUCAGCUCUUGUAGAGGGGGCGCCAGUAGACCUAACUCCGCCACUGGAUUCCCUACAGCCAGUAGACCUAACUCCGCCGCUGGAUUCCCUACAGCCAGUAGACCUAACUACGCUACUGGAUUCCCUACAGCCAGUAGACCUAACUACGCCACUGGAUUCCCUACAGCCAGUAGACCUAACUACGCCACUGAAUUCCCUACAGCAAGUAGACCUAACUCUGCCACUGAAUUCCCCACAGCCAGUAGACCUAACACCGCCGCUGGAUUCCCUACAGCCAGUAGACCUAACUCCGCCGCUGGAUUCCCUACAGCCAGUAUACCUAACUCCGCCACUGGAUUCCCUACAGCCAGUAGACCUAACUCCGCCGCUGGAUUCCCUACAGCCAGUAGACCUAACACCGCCGCUGGAUUCCCUACAGCCAGUAGACCUAACUCCGCCGCUGGAUUCCCUACAGCCAGUAUACCUAACUCCGCCACUGGAUUCCCUACAGCCAGUAGACCUAACUCCGCCGCUGGAUUCCCUACAGCCAGUAGACCUAACUCCGCCACUGGUUUCCCCCACAUACCUGGUGCACAAAAAAACAAAACAAAAGAGAAAUCUCAGGUAACUAGACCUAUCUCAAUGACAUCGAGGGGAAACUCUGAUGGAGCCAAACAGCAAGCCGUGGCGUCACAAGUAUUCUUUGGAAUCUGA
Molecule: messenger RNA, 705 nt
Organism: Physella acuta
Lineage: Eukaryota; Metazoa; Mollusca; Gastropoda; Physidae
Product: mucin-6-like
Source: RefSeq, a predicted model, not a curated record